GUUAACUGUAGCCAUAACUGUUGGAAAAUAAAUAAACAUCUCCCAGUGAAAGGUUGCUCGCUAGAAUGUUUUCGUUAAGAUUUGGGAUUAAAAGUUGUCCCACAAAGUCACCAUGUUGGCGAUUAAGGAGUACACAUGCUGCGCCAUUAAGAAAAGUCCUAAUAGCUAAUAGAGGAGAAAUUUCUUGUCGUAUUAUACACUCUUCCAAAAAGUUAGGCCUGAGAACAGUGGCUGUUUAUAGUGAAGCUGAUAAAAAUAGUUUGCAUGUUUCUUUAGCAGAUGAAGCAUAUUGUUUGGGGCCAGCUGCAUCGCAAGAAAGUUACUUGAAUCAAUAUAAAAUAAUAGAUGUUGCCCGGAGUUCAAAUACUGAUGCCAUUCACCCAGGUUAUGGAUUUUUGUCCGAAAAUUCUGAAUUUGCCGAUUUGUGCCAAAAAGAAGGCCUCAUAUUUGUUGGACCUCCAUCAUCUGCUAUACGAGACAUGGGCAUCAAAAGCACUUCUAAACAUAUUAUGGAUAAAGCUGGUGUACCAGUGAUUAAAGGUUACCAUGGUGAAGACCAGUCAAAUGACAGAUUAAGAGAAGAAGCCAUUAAAAUAGGUUUCCCAGUUAUGUUAAAAGCUGUUAGAGGUGGUGGAGGCAAGGGAAUGCGAACUGUUUCAUCUGAAAGUGAAUUCAGUGCUCAGUUAGAGUCUGCCAGACGAGAAGCUUUGAAAUCUUUUGGUAAUGAUGCUAUGCUGGUAGAAAAACUUGUAAAAAAACCUAGGCAUGUUGAAGUACAAGUAUUUGGUGACAAACAUGGGAACUAUGUUUAUCUAUUUGAACGGGAUUGUAGUGUUCAGAGAAGGCAUCAAAAAAUAAUUGAGGAAGCGCCAGCACCAGAUCUGGAUGAAAUGACCAGAAAAUCCUUAGGGGAAGCUGCCGUCAGGGCUGCUGAGGCGGUUAAUUAUGUUGGAGCAGGUACUGUUGAAUUUAUCAUGGAUGAAGAUAAGAAUUUUUAUUUCAUGGAAAUGAAUACGCGACUGCAAGUUGAACAUCCCGUAACUGAAAUGAUUACUGGAGUUGAUUUAGUUGAAUGGCAACUGCGGGUAGCAGCUGGUGAAAAAUUGCCUUUAUCUCAAAAUGAUCUGCAACUCAAUGGACAUGCUUUUGAAGCUAGAAUUUAUGCCGAGGAUCCUGAUAACAAUUUUAUGCCUGGUGCUGGAAAAUUGACUCACCUUUUCACUCCCAAAGUAUCAUCUCAUGUUAGAGUUGAAACUGGCAUUGUACAAGGUGAUGAAGUUUCUGUUCAUUAUGAUCCCAUGAUUGCGAAACUUGUUGUGUGGGGACCAAACAGAAGUGCUGCUCUGAUGAAACUACAUUCUUGUUUAUCUGAGUAUAAUAUUGUUGGUGUGAAGACUAAUGUAAAAUUCCUAAUGCAAUUGGCUGUGCAUAAAGAGUUUUUAUUAGGAAAUGUGCACACAGAUUUUAUCCCUCAACAUGAAAAAGAGAUAUUCGCCACUAAGCUACCAUCGCCUCAAGACAUUUGUGCAGCUGUUUGUCAUGCUAUCCACACAGACUCUGAGCAAUUAAAAUCCAAUAAUCCAUUUCCAUUCAAUAAAAAUUCACCCUUUUUGUUAUAUGAUGGAAUGACUCCCAACUUGCCUUACCAGAAGCAAAUAAAACUUUGUUUCAAAGAUAAAGAGUACAGUGUGGAUGUAGACUUUAAAGGGAAGGAUGGUUAUACAAUCUACAUUGAUGGACAAAAUUACUCAGUUCAGACUGUGCCUUCUAAAGUAGAUCCAUCAAUUCUGCAGUGCACUGUUGACAACAAGAGCUUUCCUGUUCGAGCAAUCUCAAAGGAUAAUGAAAUACACCUCUUUACUAAAGAUUACAGCUAUGAAUUCACACUGAAAUCACCAAAGUUUAUCACUUCCUCUUCCUCAGAAGCGAUGCAUGCUGGUGCGGUUGCUCCAAUGCCUGGGGUCAUUGAGAAGAUCAAUGUUAAAGUUGGUGACCAAAUUAAAAAAGGAGAUCCUUUAGUUGUCCUUAUUGCAAUGAAAAUGGAGUAUGUUAUAAAAGCUCAUUGUGAUGGAACUGUAGAGAAAGUGUUACAUAAAGUUGGAGAAAAUGUUACAAAGAAUGCUCAACUUGUAAAUAUCAAAGAACACUCUUAAAGUACUACAAAGUAAUAUAUUACAAAGUUAGUCUAUAUAUAUAUUUUGAAUAUUAUCAUAUUUAUGUACAUGUUUAUCUAUUUUUGAUAUAAAUAUUA
Parasteatoda tepidariorum (common house spider) is the source of this 2251-nucleotide messenger RNA. It is a transcript of the gene Mccc1, whose product is annotated as Methylcrotonoyl-CoA carboxylase 1. Gene Ontology annotation, molecular function: methylcrotonoyl-CoA carboxylase activity; metal ion binding; ATP binding. The record is from RefSeq and is a predicted model, not a curated record. NCBI's taxonomy places the organism in Eukaryota, Metazoa, Arthropoda, Arachnida, Araneae, Theridiidae. Gene Ontology annotation, cellular component: mitochondrion.